AUGCCAAUCAAGAAGGUUUUUCUCACCGGGGCGUCCGGGUUCAUUGGUGGCGAUGCUCUCUACGCAGUGCACAAAGCCCAGCCCGACUGGGAUAUCUCUGUCCUAAUCAGAGAUGAACAGAAGGCUAAGCAGAUACAAGAUGCAUACCCCCAUGUCAAGAUUAUCUUCGGUUCUUUAGAUGAUGCCGAAAUCAUCAGGAAUGCCGCAUCUACAGCCGACAUCGUCAUCCAUACUGCCGAUUCUUCUGAUCAUCCAGCCUCGGCCCAAGCCAUCGCGGAUGGCCUCCGGGCCACGCAUACGCACUCCAACCCCGGAUAUUACAUUCACAUCGGCGGCACGGGAAUCCUUACCUGGUAUGACUGGGAGCACCAGCGCUUUGGCCAACCACCGCUGCCAGAACAGGCGUAUGAUGAUGUGGAUGGUAUUGACGCUAUAUUAAAUCUUCCUGAGUACGCCUGGCAUCGCAAUGUUGACAAAAUCGUUCUCGCGGAGGCUACCAAGGAUCCAGAGGCGGUAAAAAUUGCCAUUGUCUGCCCCCCAACCAUUUACGGUAUUGGAAGAGGUCCUGUCAGUCAGCGAAGCCGCCAGAUUCCCUUGCUAAGCGCCUUAACAAUCGAAAACGGGGAAGCACCUAUUAUUGGAGAGGGCCUUGCUGAAUGGGACCAUGUCCAUAUUCACGACCUGUCUAGCCUAAUUACGCUGCUCGUGCAACAUACCAACAAUUCAGGGACUCAUAAUUCUGACAAGGAGAUUUUUGGCCCAAAAAGCUACUACUUUGCCGCGAAAGGCACUCAUCGAUGGGGCGAAGUCGCAGAGGUUAUCGCCAAAGAAGCCUGGAAGCAGGGUUUUAUCAAGGCGCCCAAAAAGACUCACCUUCAUGUUGAUAUGGCCAAGGAGAAAUACGGCAUGGAACCCAUGACUUGGGGCCUUAACAGCAAGGGUACAGCGAGGCGGGCAAACAAGCUGCUUGGUUGGGAGCCCAAGGGGCCAGACUUGGUGGACCUAAUUCCUGACCUGGUUCGAUAUGAGGGAGAGAGAAAGAAACAGGGACUCGAGACCUGGAAGAAAGUUAAUUAA
Messenger RNA from Clonostachys solani, 1077 nucleotides. Lineage: Eukaryota; Fungi; Ascomycota; Sordariomycetes; Hypocreales; Bionectriaceae. The record is from the annotation of a GenBank genome assembly.